UCGUUUUCAUUGCCAUGCGCACACGGUCGUGGUCAUAUACACCCGUGCAUGCGUGUUAAUGCAAACUCCAAACUCGCAUUGUAAAUAAACAAUAUACUAUGAGCAACUGAAGUAACAAAAUGUGAAAAUAACGUAUAACUGUAUUAACAAUGGAAAACGAUUGUUCAGCGAUCGUUUAUGUUGCGAAUGAAGACAAGGAAUUAUCUCUUACAAUUACUUAUGGACAAACAAUUGAAGACCUUUGUAUUAAGGCCUGUAAAUCUCUUGAUAUAGGUCCAGUAGCCAGGCAUCUUUUUACUCUUAGAGAUCAUUAUACGAAACUUUGGUAUCCAUCAGCAUACCCCCUGGAAAUGAAAGAUAAAAACAAAUAUGACUUUCGGUUAAGAUUUAAACCUUCAAGCUUACACAGACUAAAGCAGGUUGACAUAAAAGCCUACGAUUAUUAUUUUCAACAGGCACGUUCAGAUGUUAUGGAUAGUAACGUACCAGACAUUGUUUAUGAAAGACAUAAACAAGAAUUAAUUGGUCUUGGUGUUAGUGAUAUGUAUAGAGUGAUGUUAGAAAAAAAAAUAUCAAGAGAAACAGUGCAAGCGGAAUACAGAAAAUAUAUUCCUAAAGAAUGUAUAAAGCGUCAUGCAUUUUUUAUUAAAAAACCAAUUCAGAAUGCACUUCGUAAAAUAUCUGGAUAUGAUGCAAAUUAUGUUAAAGAACAGUAUUUGAAACAAUUUGAAUGUAUGGCACCAAAUUACCCAUAUGAAGAAUAUGAAGCUUUAAUGGAUAGAGGUCUUCAAGAUCCUCCAGCAAAAAUUACUUUAAGAGUCAAUUUUAAUGAAGUAAAAUAUUGCGAAACAAUUACUAAUCCAUGGAUUACAUUAUGUGCAAUCGAAGAUUUAUGUUUUGUUUCUAUAAGACAAGAUAACACAGUGGAAAUAUCAAGAAAGAAUGGUAUACCUUCAUACUUAAUAUUUUUGAACAAUGCGAUUUUAGUGUCCUUUGUUUCUGCUCUGGAUGGUUACUAUCGCCUAGCAGUUAAAUGGACAUUUAAUUUAUGUGGAGAAAUUGUCACCCCUUCUUUAGAAAGGUUACAUAAAUUAAAAUGUCAUGGUCCAGUUGGGCAAGAAUUUUCAUAUAUGAAACUCCAACAAAAGCGUGCUAAUAAACCAGGUUCUUAUAUACUUAGAGAGAGUGAAACAGAGUACAAUGUAUAUUAUUUAGAUGCAUGCAAUAAGGAAGGAAAAUUAUUUUCAAAGAGAAUAGAAGAAAGGAUUGAAUCAGAUGAUUUCACUAUUACUGGUGUUUCUAGUCGAUACAAUACAUUGGCACAAUGUGUCUCAUCUUUCCAAGAUUCCGAAGGACAGCCAUAUCUUUCAGAAUGUUUACCGCCAUCAGAAUAUGAUAAAUCAUCAUUAUUACUUUGUGCUCCUGAAAGUGCAGUUAGUGAAGUUGCAGCUGAUGAACAAAUAGUUGCUUCAGUUUUAGAAACUGGACCUCGUUGUGUACCUCAAAAUCAGUUAGAAAUUUACAAACCUUUUUUAAGAACUACUAGGAUUCAACAAUAUUCACCAACAGCUCUUUAUAGAGCAAUUUGGAGAUUAACUAAAGGAAAAAAAUUAGAAGUUGCUCUGAAAAUUUUAAAACAAGAAGAAGAAAUACAUUUUACAAAAGAAUUUUUGGAACUUGCUGGAAAAUGGUCCCUAUUGCGUUCAAACGCUGUUGUAAGAUUAUAUGGUUUAACAGUAACACCAUCCAUUGGGAUGCUUCUGGAAUUGGUACGACAUGGCUCUCUUGAUGAAUAUUUACGUAGUUCUUCUUCUCAAACUAUCAAAACUGUAGAUAUGGUAGAAGCAACAGCUUGUUUAGCCACUGCUCUUUGGCAUCUUGAAGAGAAUGGUGUAGUUCAUGGUAACAUUAGAUGCAAUAAACUGCUAGUACAUGCCCAUACUAAUAAUAGUUUUGUCGUAAAACUUGCCGAUCCGGGGAUAUUUGUAUAUAAAGAAACAGAUAUUCACUGGUUACCUCCAGAAACUUAUAAUGAUCCAGAAUUGGCUAGACAUAGUUUUCAGGCAGAUGUUUGGGCUGUUGGAACAACAAUUUGGCAAAUAUUUGCUAGGGGAGCCACAUUACAAGAAUUCCGAAAUACUGCUAUUAUGAAGAAAUAUUAUGAAUCUGGAAAACGUUUACCUAUUCCAAAUGGUUGUCCUAUGGACGUAUAUAGGUUGAUGCUUGAAUGUUGGGGAGAUUCAAGUGGUUCUAGAAAACAACCUCAAGCAAUUAUGAGAGACAUUAAUCAAAUUCUGUAUCAAGUAUACAAUUCUCGCAGAAGUCAUACGUACGCAACAGCUUUCCCUAAAACACUUACUCCUGAAUUGAAAAAAUUUGAGCAAGAUAACUCUGACUCCAGCGAUAAUAGGUCAAUAAAUAGUGAAUCAAGAAGUAGUAGUCUUUCUACAGACAAUACAAGUCUUCAAUGGAAUGGCACUGAUGAUAGCAUACAAAGUUUAAUUAACACCAAUGAUAAUUAUAUAGGCAGUACAGAAGACCUCUCUGCAUAUUUAGGUUGGUUAUCUAAUGCAAGAAGAGAUUCAGAAGGGUGUUCAAUUUCUCAAAAUAACAUUCCUAACAUGAACUGUAUUGAACACUCCACUCAAGCUCUACGAAUAGGACACCCUGGUGAUUUAGGCGAGGUAAUGGGAAGAAAUGAACCUGGAACAGAAGAAGAUUGUGGAUCUGGAAGAAGUAGCAAUGGUUCUUUAGGUCAAAUGCGAGGCAUUUAUGAAUUAGAUAUCGAUUGUAAUAUAAUUCUGCAAGGCAGAAUCGGUCAAGGUUUUUAUGGGGAAGUUUAUAGAGGUACUUUGGAAAGAGAAAAUGGGAAAGAUAUUGAACCACAACAAGUUGCUAUAAAAAAAUUGAAAACAAGAGCACUUGAAGCAGAUAUAAGAGACUUUGAAAGAGAGAUUGCUAUAAUGAAGACCUUGAAACAUCCAAAUGUAGUGGAAAUUCUCGGUGUAAUAUCAGAACCUGAAGUUUGCUUGGUAAUGGAAUAUGUAAAACAUGGUUCAUUGCAAAGUUAUCUAACAAUUCACAAACAAGAAUUGACUCAUAAAAGACUAUUAGGGUUUGCUUUAGAUAUUGCAACAGGAAUGGAUUAUUUAGGUAGUAUGAGUAUUGUUCAUAGAGAUCUUGCUGCAAGAAACAUUUUAGUUGCAGAUGAAAAUAAAGUUAAAAUCAGUGAUUUUGGAUUAGCUCAAGUUACUGGAAAAAAUGAUUACUACAUUUUACAAACUGAUCGAGGCCUUCCUAUUAAAUGGUAUGCUCCAGAAAGUAUUAGAGAUGGAAAAUUUUCUACUCGAUCAGAUGUAUGGUCAUUUGGUGUGACAAUGUAUGAAACAUUUGGCUUUGGAGAAGAACCACGUUUACCCGGCCUUGAUUCAAGUAUAGACCGUCUUCAAAAUGAACAAGAAAAAGGAAGUACUGAAUUGUUGGCUGCAUUAGAAAGAGGUACUCGUCUUCCUUGUCCAUCUACUUGUCCACAAGCAAUUUAUGUAAAACUCAUGUAUCCUUGCUGGCAUUUACAAAGCCAUCAGAGACCAGAUUUUGCAACUCUUUGCAAGGAUAUUAAAGAUCUUCUUGCUCAAUACUAAAAGGCAAAGAUAGAAAAUAAAAAAUACAUAUGAAAUUAAAUGUAAGUUAGGCAAUUUUAACUUUAAAUUAUGUAAAAAAUUUGUACAAUUUUAAUUUUAAUAAUUUAUGGAACUUUGGUAUAUCUAUUUGUCAAAGUUAAAUUGAACUUUUUCAAAUUUAUGAACAUUAAGUAGCAAUAUAUUAAUUCAAAUUUAAUAGUUAAGUAAAUAUGCAAAUUGGUAGGUUUUACUUAGAGUAUAACUUGACCUUAAUUAAAAAAUUUAUAUGAAAUUAUUAUUAUAAGUAAUUGUUGUAAUUAUUCAAAAGGGAAGGUAUUAAUGUAGCUAUUUCCUGUUGUCAUAUAUUAUUUACUUUAGCAUUACGAAAAUAAAUUUAAAUUGUGAAUUUGUAAAGAGAUACAAUUUAAUAUAAAGUAGAAUGAAUUCCACAGAAUUCUUUCCUUGUGUAUAUGUAUAUAUAGGAGUUCUUUUUACAUACAAGUAAAUACUUAUUGUAAAAAAAUUAGUAUCUUUGCUUUUUGUAAGAAAUAAAUGAUCAUUUCAUUAAUUAUAUCACAAAAUUGAGAUUAAGAUGAAAAAAUAAUAUUUGUAAAAGUUAAGUAACUGCAAUCAUAUAUAUGUUUAAUACAAUAAACAUUAAAAGAUUUGUUGAAUUGGUAUAUUCAUUACAGUAUCAUUAAGAAUUAAGCCUAAAUAAGUAAAGUUCGUAUAAUAUAUUAUACUGUAGUUUGUUAAUAUUGAAAAAAACUAAUACGUCUUUUCACGAUUUUAAUCUUUAAGCACAAAUUUAAUUGAUCUCUUUCGUAGAAAAGUUUAUUUCUGAAAUAUAUGUGUAUAUUUAUCUAAUAUAUGUAUAUCUACAUAUAAUAUUACACAAGCGUACACAUAGUGCUACAAAAGUUAAGAUAUAUGUAUACUUAAAAUAAUCUUAUCAAAAAUCUGCACAUAUGUAUAUGUAAUUUUUGUUAACUAUGUAAUAUGUUUUUGUCAAAGAAAUUUAAAACUUAUUUUGUAGUCUUAA
Messenger RNA from Bombus huntii, 4662 nucleotides. RefSeq names its product tyrosine-protein kinase hopscotch (gene hop). Gene Ontology annotation, molecular function: ATP binding; cytokine receptor binding; non-membrane spanning protein tyrosine kinase activity. The record is from RefSeq and is a predicted model, not a curated record. Gene Ontology annotation, biological process: hemopoiesis; cell surface receptor signaling pathway via JAK-STAT; intracellular signal transduction. The coding region runs from base 150 to 3641 and encodes 1163 amino acids. The transcript is spliced from 12 exons. Gene Ontology annotation, cellular component: cytosol; cytoskeleton. Lineage: Eukaryota; Metazoa; Arthropoda; Insecta; Hymenoptera; Apidae.